Trichobilharzia szidati is the source of this 1743-nucleotide messenger RNA. The record is from the annotation of a GenBank genome assembly. Lineage: Eukaryota; Metazoa; Platyhelminthes; Trematoda; Strigeidida; Schistosomatidae.
AUGCCAGGAAUGGAGACCACCACAGACACUGUGACCGAUGAGACAAAAAGUGAUGACAGCAGUCUAUCAUGCAAUCUAAUUAUGCUGCGUUCCCGGGGAGAGAAUUUGCAAUUCAUUACGAAACUUAAUCUGUGGGGUUUAAAACUGAAAGAUAUUUCCAUGGUAAAAUCAAUGCCAAAUCUAAAAGUAGUUAACAUGAGUGCAAAUAAUUUAACCACUCUUGAACCAUUUGUUAACUGUUUCAAUUUAUGCGAACUCUAUGUACGUAAUAAUCAAAUAGCGAAUAUUGAUGAAGUGGGACAUUUAAAGUAUUUGCAUAAACUUGAAAAAUUAUGGUUAUCUGGAAAUCCAUGUUGUCAUUUCUUUAAAAGUUUUCAAGAGAAUGAUACAACUUCAGCGGAUAGUUCAAUCGUGUACAGAUGCACUGUGAUUCGAAAUUUGCAGUGUUUAAUUCAUUUAGACCAAUCAGCUAUCACAUCCGAUGAACGUGAACUCUCUGAAAAUCAUGGUAUCCUGCUUACAGCACCACCACCGCCACCACCACCACCACCAAGUUCCUCCUCAUCGGCUGUUUCAUCUCGAUGUCAGUCAGCGAGUUCAGAAAACACGCUUAAUAAUAAUGACAAUACUAGUAAUUAUUGCAACAAUUGUAAUGAUGGUGAAGAAUCCAACAAUACACAUACAGUUGUCGAUGAUAUAACUUUAAGUACAGAUGUAGAAAUGAAAAAAUUAGACACUGCAGCAGCAGACAAGAAACAAAUUCCAGACGAAACACUAAAGAAUAACAAUAAUAAUACUAAUAAUGUCUUGAAAGAAGUCAAGACAAUCAAUGAGAAUAAGGGGUUAAUUAAUGCUUCUAUUUGUUCUCAAUCACCUUGUAUCAAACGAAAGCAUCAGAAUAGAUCAUGUCUACAGGAUGUUACAUUAAAAGAAACAAAUAAAAUUCGUCAAGAAUAUGGUUUAAAACCAAUAAAUAAGAAUAAAAUAUCAUCACCAGCCAAACGACUUCAAUCUGUCGAUCAAAAAAAUGAAAAAAUUGUUCGAAAUUCAAUAAUACGCCUAUUGAGAACAUUGAAUUAUGAUAGUCUGGAGAGAAUAAUUCAAGCGGCUGAGAAACGUUUACUACGUUUAUCCGGUUUAACAUACAAUCUUCAACUGCAAUCAUUUAUCAACGGUGAGACUGGUGAAGAUAAUGCCGAUGAUGGUGAAUGGACACCGAAUGGAACAUAUGAUUGUUCAAAUUAUAUAAAUGGAGCAAAAUGAACACACACACAAAAAAAACGGAAGUGUCACAUCAAUAAUGGCGGUUAUUUUCAAAUUAGGCGGGAUAUUAAUUGAACUUUGAUCAUCAUCAUCAUCAACAUUAUCAUUAUUUUGUUUUUCUAAAUGCAAUUUAUUUCUAACUUCAUUUCUUUUCAAUUUUUCACAAACUUAAUCAUUAAUCAAUUCUUUUUUUUUAAUGUACAAAAUUACUUUGUUUAGUAAAAGGAAAAGAUGGAAGGCUAUAGGCCUUCACAUAAAGUUGGUUAUAUCUCAGACAUAAUUUCUAAUUACUAAUGUGAAUCUAUUCAAUUAUCAUCAUUCCAGUGAUUUAUUUCUGUGGAUAAUGCCACACCUUAACUGUGAUUGGUAUUAACCCAUGUGUUUUUCUUGCCUUGCUUAUCGUUGGUAAAUUAUCAGACUGAAAAAUAUUUAUAGUAUUUCCUUGUUAUUAUUGUUUUUUUUUACUUAGACCUAUGCGCU